UUUGUCAAACAACAAUUUGAUCGAAGUUCCUAAUGAAAUUUUCACUUGUUUAAACUAUCUACAGUGGUUAGACAUCAGAAUAAUCAAAUUACUUUUUUGCCAGUUAGCAUUAAAUGGCAUAGCUGCUUAGAAACGAUUUUACUUCAAGGAAAUAAAAUGAAGGAAUUACCAUUGGAACUUUGCACCCUAUCAAAUCUAAAAAAUCUUCAAAUAGCGGAUAAUCCACUUAUCAUGCCACCGCAAGAUAUCGUAGCUUCCGGUUGUGCUACCAUUUUGGAAUUCUUACGAAUUGAAUGGAAUAAAUUAUAUCCUGAUGAAUGGAUAGAACCCAGAAAAAAUAAAAUUGAACCAAAAUUAUCAACAAUUCUAUGUUAUCAAUCUCCACGAAAAAAUAAAAAGAAAAUAACAUCAUUGAAGGAUACCAUGUAUAAUAGAAAUAUAGCUAUAAGCGAAAAACGUAAAUUAUAUAAGCCAAGUAGCAGAUGUGAAAAUAAAGGUGCAAAUAUUAUAAUGGAACAUCGAUUAUUAUGGUUUUCCAAGUUAAGAGAUAUAAUUGCUAAACAAACUGCAACAAUCCAAAAAAUAAAAGAUGAAAAUUUUUUAAAAGAAUGGAGGCGGGAUAAAAGAAGUUAUACCAAAGCUAUGCAGAAGGCAAUGAAGAGAAACGAAGAUGAUAUUCCAUUUGAUAUUGAUGUUGAAGAUUAUGCUUCUAUAUUCAAACAAAAUUCUAAAUUGAAAAACUUGAGGUCAAAGAAAAAAGACAAACAAAGAUUUUCAUCGCCUAUAGAUAUUAACAAGAAAAUUAACGAAUUGUUAGAAUCCUUAAAUAAACUGGAAAUAAAUACUACGUGUGAAAUAAGUCCUAGAACUAAACAGAACUUGUAUAAAAAUGAAAUAGAAAAGAUAUUACAAUUUCAAAACGAAAUUCAGAAUUUGCGAAAAUACAAUGAAGUCAAUGAACCAUAUAAAGUAUCAUCGCAAAAUUAAAAUUGCAAUGAUAUCAAUAUCGAUAUCUUUCCGAUUACACCAGGGGUAUCAGUCUUGACAUGUUUAUUUAAAUAAAUCAAUAGUAAUCACAUAUCGUUUCAAUAAUAUUAAUUACACAUUCAGUACUUAAUAUACGACGAGACAACUGGAAAUAUUAUUGUACGCACAUCGUUUCUUUUUAUUAUUUAAAAAAUAUCAAAAAGAGAAAACACGUAUUAAAAAAGUUAUCUAUUAUAAAAAAGUUAUGCAUUCGAAAAAUGAUUUGUAUUAAAUACAGAACUUUUAUGUAAGAAUGUGCAACAUAUUUUGUGUGGCAAAAAAGUACAUAUAAUUAAUAAAUCAUAAUAUAAUAUAUA
This is a messenger RNA of Apis florea (little honeybee), 1343 nucleotides long. RefSeq lists its product as uncharacterized. Gene Ontology annotation, cellular component: cytoplasm. Gene Ontology annotation, molecular function: protein binding. Lineage: Eukaryota; Metazoa; Arthropoda; Insecta; Hymenoptera; Apidae. The record is from RefSeq and is a predicted model, not a curated record.